Molecule: messenger RNA, 1887 nt
Organism: Kockovaella imperatae
Lineage: Eukaryota; Fungi; Basidiomycota; Tremellomycetes; Tremellales; Cuniculitremaceae
Product: Six-hairpin glycosidase-like protein
Exons: 2
Coding region: 1-1887 (628 amino acids)
Biological process (GO): protein N-linked glycosylation; trehalose metabolic process
Cellular component (GO): endoplasmic reticulum membrane
Molecular function (GO): Glc3Man9GlcNAc2 oligosaccharide glucosidase activity; alpha,alpha-trehalase activity
Source: RefSeq, a predicted model, not a curated record
AUGAGCGAAGGCAUCACAACUCACGAGAGCGUGUUCCAAGUCCCAGUCGACCCGAGCAUCAUCCCAUGGUCGUACCGUGGCGCGUACCUCUGCCUGGCGACUCGGGCCGGAGAUGGUGGUGAACUCACGCCAGGUCAAGAUGCCUAUCUGAUCUCUCACAACUAUGGCUUUGGACUCCCCUUGUUCUCACUUCGGCCGCUGGUCAGUCAAUCGCUACCUCUGCCACCUACAGGAUUCCCGACGACUCCGUCUGGCGUCGAUCUCGCGGCCACACCGAGCCUCUUCACUUGGUCAUACGAGGAAAACACGAUGGCCGAGGCUACUUUUGUAAAUUACCGAACAAUCAGAGUCAGAGGCACGGUAGACAUGUCUUUCGAUACCGAAGGAAAGCUGGAUGUAGAUCACUGGCGAAACUGGCUCCAUCGUGUACCCCCUAAUGACGAAGAAGCCAGAGAGGUUAUCGAAUACACUUGCUUGCCUAAUGUCGCUCUGAACUUCAUCGUUGUCUCCGGCAAGGCAGAGUUGUUCAAUGGUGCUCCUUACAACAGCACAUUCAAGGACAAUAGUCGUCGUCUCUCAAUUACCAGGACAAACGGGCAUCCGCACUGGGAAAUGCUGAUCGUCGAGAAAGAGACAGAGAGGAGCGACCCACUUCCCUUAGACGCCGGGCUUGAUGCGAGUGAGCCGUUCGAAUCUUCGGUCGAAACCAUGGCAGCCAAUUUCAGAGAAUAUGCCACUGAGCUAAGCCCCUGGGGCCUGGAACAGACGACACCUGCGGACAUGCUCGCCUCCUACGUCGAGUGGACAUCGACUAUCCGACCGGCCGGGUUCCUGAAAUCGGAGACUGUGCUCAUGUCAAAAUUGUGGAUGAACAAGAUCUGGUCAUGGGAUAAUUGUAUCAAUGGCCUGGCAUUGGCUUCCGCCUCUAUGGCUAGAGCCCUUGGCCAAGUCUUCCUACCGUUCGAUCACAUCACACCAGAGGGCAGGCUACCGGAUUCAAUCAUGCGCAACGAGGUUUUGUACGACUAUACCAAGCCACCUAUCUACGGAUGGACGAUGUUCAAGCUCAUGGAACUGCAAGGGUCGAAAGAUCCCCUCAGUGAGCCAGAUUUCACCCUUUUGGGUCAAGACAAUCUGCCGAUGAUAUACGACAACAUCUGUACCAACACCGAUUUCUGGUUCAAACGGCGAAGGACGUCAAUCUCAAAGCUACCUUACUACGUUCAUGGCAACGACAGCGGAUGGGACAAUGCAACUUGUUUCGAUCGACAGACCGUCACAGUGUCUCCUGAUCUAGCGGCCUUCUUGGUCAUUCAGGCCGAUUUCCUGGCCAAGCUCGCCGAGGUCCUGGGACAUGAGGAACAAGCUCACUCCUGGGCCAAAUUGAAGCAGACGACGCUCAACGCUUUGGUCAAUGAAUUAUGGGAUGGGAAAGCUGAGGCAUUCGCGUUUAAAGACGCUUACAAUGGGGAGACGUGGACCUCGACCAGUCUGCUCAGCUUCAUGCCCGUAGUUGCGGCCUCAUACCUGCCCUCCGAAAUCGUUCAAAGCCUGGUGCGAGGGAUAGAGGGUCAUCUGACCAGGUGGGGUCUGGCAACUGAACAUCCUGAGUCUACACUAUACGAGCCUGAUGGAUAUUGGCGAGGACCAGUUUGGGCGCCGUCGACAAUGCUGCUCGAAUCCGGCGUCCGGCUUGCAAGAGCCAACAAAUUGGCGGAUACAAUCCGAAGCAGAUUUAUCAGUCUCUGCGAAGAGAACGGAUUUGCAGAGAACUUUGACGCCAAAACGGGACAGGGCAACAGAGAUUUGUCCUACACCUGGACAGCGUCGGUAUACCUGGUCUUCAGGCGAGAGGCGUCGGUUUCUUCAGAUGGGCGAGACAAGUGA